CCGCUCUCGGCAAAAGCUCGGGAACAACACUUGUAUGACCAUACCCCGUGUCCGCUCAUGUCUCGCGACUAUACUUGACGUUGGCAUGCAGCUGCUGCGGUGAGUUAUAAGACGGUGUCUGGGACGUAGUCACCACUCUCCUCGCCUCCCGCUCGACUGAAUAAACUCCAUGGCACAAUUUCCGUCGGACUUCGAUUGGGGCUUCGCAACGGCGAGCUACCAGAUCGAGGGCUCAGCCUCCUUAGGUGGUCGCGGACCGUCCAUCUGGGACACGUUUUGUAAGCUUCCGGGCAAGAUCCGCGACGGCUCCAGCGGCGAAGUAGCGACCGACUCGGUCCGCCUCUACAAGGAGGAUGUCGCGCUCCUGAAGUCGUACAACGUCAAGGCCUACAGGUUCUCGAUCUCCUGGUCAAGGAUGAUCCCGUUGGGCGGAAGGGACGACCCCGUCAACCCGGAGGGCAUCGCAUUCUAUCGGUCGCUCCUCGAAGAGCUGUUGAGGAACGGUAUCACGCCUUAUGUGACACUCUACCAUUGGGAUUUGCCGCAGGGACUGCACGACCGGUACGGUGGCUGGUUGGACAAGGAGGAGAUUGUCAAGGACUACGUCAACUAUGCGAAGCUUUGUUUCGAUUCCUUUGGUCAUCUCGUGAAGAACUGGAUAACGCACAACGAACCGUGGGUCAUAUCUUGCCUUGGAUAUCAGAAGGGCGUCUUCGCACCUGGACACGAGAGUAACACGGAACCGUGGAUUGUGGCCCACAAUGCAAUACUGGCGCACGCGUAUGCUGUGAAGCUAUAUCGUGAACAGUACAAACCCGUCCAAGGCGGCCAAAUCGGCAUUACACUGGACUGCCACUGGCAGAUACCAUAUGAUGACUCUCCGGAGAACAUCGAAGCUGCCAAGAAAGGGAUUGAUUUCAAACUCGGCAGAUUUGCGGAUCCCAUCUAUAAAGGGUACUAUCCCGAACGAGUGAAGAAGAUAAUUGACGAUCGCCUUCCUGAGUUCACAGAGGAGGAACUAGCCGUCGUCAAAGGCUCAUCCGACUUCUUCGGCCUGAACACGUAUACCUCGCAGCUCGUCCAGGAGGGUGGGACCGACGAAACAAAUGGCUACAUCACUGUUGGUCACACACGCCCGGAUGGAACCCAGCUAGGGACCGUAGGUGCGAAGAACAUAUGCGUGGUCAAUCCCCCCGGGUUUCGAUCUCUACUCAACUACCUCUGGAAGACGUAUCAAAAGCCGAUUUAUGUGACGGAGAACGGAUUUGCUGUGAAGGACGAGCAUAAAAUGACCAUCUCUGAAGCGCUUCGCGAUAAAGAUCGCAUUGAGUACUUCGAAGGGUACGCGAAUGCGAUGCUUCAAGCAGUGACAGAAGACGGUGUCCCUGUCAAAGGGUACUUCGGCUGGAGCCUGCUCGAUAAUUUCGAAUGGGCGGACGGGUACGAGGCUCGUUUCGGUGUCACAUACGUCGAUUAUGCCACGCAGAAGAGGUAUCCGAAAGAGUCUGCUCAAUUCCUCAGCAAGUGGUUCCCGGAGCAUACGAGCGCCUGAUGUCGUCCAAGAGAAGCACUGCGUAUGAUAGCUAAAGCAAAGAAGGGCGUCUUCUGGGUUACCCUCUCCAUAGAGCUCUAUGGAUGCUGAUGCGGGGAAUCACCUGUGUUCCCGUAAGGAAUGGGCGCAUCACUUCUGUCAAACGGUAAUGUAGGAGUGCGGCCGGCGUCCCGACUAGUGCUGUUUCA
Messenger RNA from Rhodofomes roseus, 1740 nucleotides. Its product is annotated as glycoside hydrolase superfamily. Gene Ontology annotation, molecular function: beta-glucosidase activity. Gene Ontology annotation, biological process: carbohydrate metabolic process. The transcript is spliced from 17 exons. NCBI's taxonomy places the organism in Eukaryota, Fungi, Basidiomycota, Agaricomycetes, Polyporales, Fomitopsidaceae. Bases 170 to 1552 code for a protein of 460 amino acids. The record is from RefSeq and is a predicted model, not a curated record.